AAGUCCAAGCUGCCCAAGACGAUCCAUCCAUAAGAUCUCACUCAGACGGUGUUCCUCAUCCUGCACGUUUCCACUUCCCUUCCGUACUUCCCCCUCCUGCACUGCCCACUCGCCGUCUCACCGAACCCUACUCACCAACAGACCAAGGGGGGAAAAGAUUCUUGUUGAGGCGACUUCGCCGCCAUGGCCGGCGAUCCCCCGACGGCAUCGGAGAAGGAGAACCUCGUCUCCUCCUUCCUAGAGAUCGCCGCCGGCCAGACCCCCGAGACUGCCACCCAGUUCCUCCAGAUGACGAGCUGGCAUCUGGAGGAGGCGCUGCAGCUGUUCUACAUCGACGGCGAGUCCGCCCUCGCGGCGCAUCCGGCGCCCCUACCGGCUGCUGCGGAAGUGGCGGCGGCGGCAGCGGCCGGGGUGGAGGAGGCGUUGAGGUUCGCUCCGCCUCCAGCUGCUGCACUGGGCGAUGGAGUGUUGCAGGGACUUGGGGACGAGGAAGACGUCCGUGCGCCGCUGCCUGUGAAGCGGGAAACUCUCUACGGCGAUGGCCCCGUUGCCAUCCUUCGGCCUAAUUCAACGGUCGCAUUUCGUAACUUUGAAGAUGAGUCAAGGCAAUCUGCUGUUUGGGAGUCUGAUCAGAAUGCUACAUCUAGUUCUCGUGAUAACCUUGCUUCAUUAUACCGUCCACCGUUUACUUUGAUGUUCAAUGGACCCUUUGACAAGGCAAAGUUAGAGGCUUCUGUUCUGGACAAAUGGCUGUUAAUCAAUUUGCAAUCGACAGAGGAAUUCAGCUCUCACAUGCUCAAUCGAGACACUUGGGGAAAUGAAGCAGUGGCCCAGUUAAUUCGGUCAAACUUUAUUUUCUGGCAGGUUUAUCAUGACACCAGUGAGGGGAGGAAGGUAUGCACCUACUACAAUUUGGUGUCAAUUCCUGCUAUUCUCCUAAUUGACCCCAUCACUGGACAAAAAAUACGUGGUUGGAAUGGGAUGGUUCACCCAGACCGUUUGCUCGAGGAUUUGCUGCCUUACCUGGAUAAAGGUCUGAAGGAGCACCAUGCUGCUCAACCUCAAAAGCGCCCUAGGAAAGUUGAUCAGGAAACUUCUAUGGGAAAACAAGGCACAACAACUGUAGUGGAUGAAGAUGAAGAACUAGCACGGGCAGUAGCAGCUUCCCUGGAGGAGAGUAAAGGAGUUGUUGGAGGAUCAGAUGGUACCAAUGACAUGGCUGAACCUGAGGAAGGAAAUGAGCCUAGCUUAAAUUUUAAGCUGGAUUAUCCUCCUCUCCCUGAAGAACCUACAGGAAGUAGGGAUCUUCUCUGCAGGGUUGCAAUUAAGCUACCUGAUGGUCGGAGGAUCCAGAGAAAUUUUCUGCACACAGAUCCUAUUAAGCUCCUGUGGUCAUUCUGCUAUACUCAGGUCGAGGACGGGGAGAAGAGGGCUUUCCACUUUGUGCAGUUCAUUCCUGGAGCAUCCAAGAAUCUGGAGUUUGGAAGUGAUCUAACUUUCAAAGAAGCCGGGUUGGCGAACUCAAUGAUCAACCUUAAGUGGGACUAAGCCCACUUCCAUCUUCCAGCCUUCGUAUUCCUGCAUGUGCUUGAAGAUGGUUUAGCCAUUGUUUCCUUGAGGAUUAACUUAUCAUCUCUUGCUUUCCUGGAGCUUGAUGCCGACGACAAAUCUGUGGCCUGAGCUCAAGUGUGGAAAUGCUCUUUUGCCGAUCGGUCUUAUGUCUAUAAACAUCCCUGGUAGGACGUAGCUCUAUUUAAUGCACAUAUUUAUCAUAGUCAGGUACUGAGUACUGCUGCGUGCAAGGUAUGGUGCUUGUUUUCCUUUGGGUCUUGUCAAAUGCUGAGAGGCAACACUAACGGGAGUGCUACUUUCCCAUGUGCUGAAUGCUGAGUUUAUGGGAAAAGAGGGCGGUGCUCUCCCUCUCCAUCUA
Messenger RNA from Phragmites australis (common reed), 1930 nucleotides. RefSeq names its product plant UBX domain-containing protein 7-like. The transcript has 10 exons. Gene Ontology annotation, cellular component: nucleus. The record is from RefSeq and is a predicted model, not a curated record. Gene Ontology annotation, molecular function: ubiquitin binding. Lineage: Eukaryota; Viridiplantae; Streptophyta; Magnoliopsida; Poales; Poaceae. Bases 184 to 1548 code for a protein of 454 amino acids. Gene Ontology annotation, biological process: proteasome-mediated ubiquitin-dependent protein catabolic process.